AUGGUCCAAAACUCUAAGUUUCAUGGACAGCUAAUGGAAGACUCAUUGGACCAUAUUGAUCAGUUUGAUAGAGUCUGCAACUUGACCAAGAUAAAUGGAGUCUCAGAAGAUGGUUUUAAGCUGCGGUUGUUUCCAUUCAGCUUGGGAGAUAAAGCAAGACAAUGGGAGAGGAAUCUACCAGUUGGAAGCAUUCAGACUUGGGAACAAUGUAAAGAAGCUUUCCUCACCAAGUUCUUCUCCACAAGCAUAACAGCAAAGCUUAGAAACCAGAUCUCUAGUUUCAUACAGCAAGCAUGGGAGCGAGGAGCACUACCUAUAAUCAGGAACCAAUUAGACACAACUUCCAAUGGUAAUUUCUUGGCAAAGGAGAUUACAGCUGCUAUGGAACUUGUGGAGAAUCUGGCAAUGUCUAAUGACACAUAUGGUGAAUAUUAUGACAGUAUAAACAGAUCAGAUGGUUCAAGCUCAGAGCAAAAGCUUACUAGAGAAGUGAAGGAGCUGAGAAAUGAACUUGACAAGCUUAUGAUGGUUUUUCAAAAAUCAAUCGAUUAUGUUGGUGAAUUUGAAGAGUCUCUAUGCUUUGAGAACAUCAAUGAAGAUGGUUUAACCCAAGAAGAGUUGAAUUACAUUGGGAACCAGAACAGAUACCAAAAAUUCAACAACUUCAAUGCUAACAACAACUUGUCUUAUAAGAGCACUAAUGUGGUAAACCCACAAGAUCAAGUGUAUCCUCCUCAGCAGAACCACCAAAGAUUUGCCCGUAAGCCUCAGUUUGAAAGUUCAUUUCAGCCAAAGCAACGGUUUUUGCAGCCUCAACAGCAGUAUGGUCAGCAACAGCAGCCAAAUCAGGGUACAAACUUCAGUUCUCAGCUGCAGCAGAGCAAGGAACCACCUGGGUUCAGUCAGCAGCAGUUUCAGCAGCCACUAGCGGUUCAACAGCAGCAGCAGAUGGGUCCAGACCUUUGUGGAGUGCUACAGCAGUUGUUACAAGGACAUCAAAAACAAAAGCUAAGAAAACUUAAGCAGAAUCAAGCCUCCACUUCAAGAAGCCAAGGAUUUCUACCUGGAAUACCAGAACUAAAUCCAAAGGAAUAUGCUAAUGCCAUCACCUUGAGAAGUGGCAAAGAGCUACCAUGUCUAGAACACAGCAGAGUGCGCAUUGAGUACAAUAAGCAGGUUGGUGGGGAGGCAGCCCCAAGGGAUGAGAAAGAGGAUGAAACUUCAAAGAAAGGAAAAGCUAAAGAGGUGGAGAAGGAAUCAGAACCUGAGAAACCUUAUUUUUCACCACCUCCUUAUCAGCCUAAACUUCCAUUCCUUGGAAGGUUUAAGAAGCAACUCUUAGACAAGGCUAGAGCAGUUUUUGAAAAGCAGCUUAAUGAGACCCCAUUCACCAUGCCUCUCAUAGAAACAUUCCUCAUGAUGCCAAAGUUGGGGAAAUUUUUAAAAGAUGCCAUCCUCAACAAGACAAAGGAGCUGACAGGGAUGGUUGUAUUGACCCAUGAAUACAGAGCAUCAGUGAGCUUGAUGCCAUUUUCACUAGCAAAGAAGUUGGGGUACAGAGUGUUCAAGCCAGAAAGAAUCUCUCUAGUCUUGGCUGAUAGGUCUGUUAGACUACCAGUUGGAAUGCUUGAAGAUCUACUAGUCAAGAUAGGUGGCUUUGAGGUUCCAACAGACUUUGUGUUCUUGGAAAUGGAUGAGGAACCCAUUGAUCCUCUCAUCUUAGGCAGACCAUUCCUUGCCACUGCUAGUGCCAUCAUUGAUGUAAGGGAUGGCAUGAUUGAACUUCAGCUUGGAUCAGAGAGACUCAAGUUUAAUGUGAAAGAGAUGAUGAAGAAACUCACCAUAGAAGGUCAAGUCUUCUACAUAGAGACCAUGGAUGAGCUAUCGGAUGAGCUUUUGGAGGAGUUAAAUCUUAAGGACCAUCUCCAAAUAGCUUUAACAAAGGAACAUGGUGAGUAUGGCCAUCUAGAAGAUGAGACCUUGGGGUUUAUGAAGCUUCUUGACUCUCACAAACCAGAAGGAAACACUGCUUCUUUCAUGGAGUUAUAUCACAGAGCUCUAGAGAAGCCAUUAGACCGGUUUGGAAGCUCAGAUUUGUCAAGGGAACAUGUUCAUAUCAACCAGAUUCAAGUCAGUAUUCAACUCGGUGUAGAGGAGGUUCAGAGGCCAAAGAUAUAUCGACCAGCCACACUGAGUGAAAUGAAGUCGGCGUCUCAAGAAUCUGUAUAA
Messenger RNA from Eutrema salsugineum, 2229 nucleotides. RefSeq lists its product as uncharacterized. The transcript has 4 exons. NCBI's taxonomy places the organism in Eukaryota, Viridiplantae, Streptophyta, Magnoliopsida, Brassicales, Brassicaceae. The record is from RefSeq and is a predicted model, not a curated record. Bases 1 to 2229 code for a protein of 742 amino acids.